This is a messenger RNA of Daucus carota subsp. sativus, 728 nucleotides long. RefSeq lists its product as uncharacterized. Lineage: Eukaryota; Viridiplantae; Streptophyta; Magnoliopsida; Apiales; Apiaceae. Gene Ontology annotation, cellular component: nucleus. The record is from RefSeq and is a predicted model, not a curated record. The coding region runs from base 46 to 582 and encodes 178 amino acids. The transcript has a single exon.
CAACAUAAAAUCCGAGCACCCUCAUUCGAAUCAACUAGCGCCAAAAUGGGCUCAUUUCUCCCGCCACUCGACCUCCCUAUAUACCCCUCAAUUUCCAAACUACACAAUAAAUUCCAAACCACCAACAAAAUGGCAGCCAAAAAGAGCCAGAAGAAACACUACUGGCUCCUAAAAACAGAGCCAGGAGAGUGGUCAUGGGAGGACCAAGCCUCAAACAACGGCCUAUCCAACUGGGACGGAGUGAAGAACAACCAAGCCAAAAAGAACCUCAAGUCCAUGAAGCUCAACGACCUCUGCUUCUUCUACCACUCCGGCGCCAAGUCACGCUGCGUAGUCGGCGUCGUCUCCGUUGUUCGUGAGUGGUAUUGUGAUGACAAGGAGAAUGGGGCUGUGGAUGUUCAGGCUGUGGGUGAGAUGAGGAGACGUGUUGAUUUGAAAGAGAUGAAGAGAGAUGAUGGGAUUAAGGGGUUCGAGUUGUUUAGGCAGCCGAGAUUGUCGGUUGUGCCGGUGGAGGAGAGCGUUUGGGAGAGGGUUUGUGAGAUUGGCGGUGGGUAUGAGGGGGAUGGGAAUCAAGAUGUUUGAAUAGAUUCAUGUAAUUUCGAGUUUUCGGUCGGGUUCGUUAAAUCGUGUUAUGGUUGCUCGCAGUGUGUUUGUUAAUAGGCUUGUUUGAGAUGUCAGAUAUGUAACCCAAAACUAGACUGUUAUGUAAAAACUUGGUUUUUGUCUGA